GCAUUUUGCUCGGUUAAAGUUCGUUCCCGCAGUAGGUUUUAGAAUAACGAGCGUGACUUCAAAGCAAACAGAAGGAUUUCAGGUGGUGCUAAUUUCAAGGUUAUGGCUGUUCCGCAUUUCAGUAGACAUCGCUUCACACGAAUGAUUGCAUAUAUAACUCUUCUACACGUGGCAGACAGUGAGGAAGCAGAACGAAGGCCAUUUUUUAUUAUAGGCCAUAUGGCGAACUCCAUAGCAGACGCGGAAACACUCAUGACGAAAGGCGCCAACUCACUUGAGGUGGACGUUCGGUUCGCAAGCAACGGCACAGCGAGCCGAGUCUACCACGGAUUUCCCUGUGACUGCUUGCGUGAGUGCGAUGGCGAGACAACAUUCACGGAAUAUUUGGACUACAUCCACAGUGUGACCAGCGUUGAUGGGGCGAAGUACAAGGACAAACUGCUGUUGCUCUACCUUGACUUGAAGACGUCAGACAUCGCUGAUAACCGGAAGUAUGACGCUGGAACAGACGUCGCUAACAAGCUUAUUCGACAUCUGUGGGUAAAUGUUUCAGCCACCAGCGCCCUCAACGUCCUGCUGUACGUAAGCAGCACUGAUGACAGCGAACUCUUUCAUGGGGCCUUAGACACAUUGGCCAAAGCGGAAGACGCAGAGCACUGGAUGGAACUAGUCGGGUUUGAUUUUGGCACGUACCGACACCCGGAAGAAAUUAGCAAAGCAUUCGUCCAGCUAGAUAUCAACGGCCACUGCUGGCAAGGUGGCGGAAUUACCAACUGCCUCGUGGAUUUCCUGGGGAACUUCCAGCUGCCGGGAAUUGUGGCGGCCCGUGACGGUGGCGGCUACGUCGACAAAGCUUACGCGUGGACAGUCGACGACCCUCCUACUAUCAAACGCUUCAUCAAGAUUGGCAUCGAUGGAAUGAUCACGAAUAGACCGGACAAUGUGCUCAAAGUCAUCGGAAAAAGCGAGAUCGCGGCCCUCGUGCGACCGGCAGGACCAGAAGACAGUCCCUGGAGUCGCAUACGAGUCAAGUCAUAAGCUGCAAAGAAAUGAUGUUGUGAUUUACGGCACUCAAUUGCCCUUGCUAAAUCUAACAAAGUAUAUCCCUGGGAAUGCGUACCGUAUUAUGUUAGUUCCGCGAUCAUGUGCUAUCGACUGUAGGAGGAAGCGAAAAUAAAAGGUGAGAGACAGAGAUGUUAACCAGAUCAAGAGUCCGGUUGGCUUCCCUGCGCAGGGGUAUUACGUAAGGGGAAGAAAAGAUAAGAAA
Molecule: messenger RNA, 1267 nt
Organism: Dermacentor albipictus
Lineage: Eukaryota; Metazoa; Arthropoda; Arachnida; Ixodida; Ixodidae
Product: dermonecrotic toxin SPH-like
Biological process (GO): lipid metabolic process
Molecular function (GO): phosphoric diester hydrolase activity
Source: RefSeq, a predicted model, not a curated record